Messenger RNA from Oncorhynchus kisutch (coho salmon), 2491 nucleotides. RefSeq names its product bMERB domain-containing protein 1-like. The record is from RefSeq and is a predicted model, not a curated record. Bases 244 to 843 code for a protein of 199 amino acids. The transcript has 6 exons. Lineage: Eukaryota; Metazoa; Chordata; Actinopteri; Salmoniformes; Salmonidae. Gene Ontology annotation, cellular component: microtubule cytoskeleton. Gene Ontology annotation, biological process: negative regulation of microtubule depolymerization.
GUUUUUCUCCCAAUCUCCGGUUCGCAAUGCGCGUGCGCUCUGCAUCCAUCUGUGUACGGUGUACCACACAUCGAGGAAUUUGUAAGCUUAAAUAAAGAUGCUCAACGUCUCGGCUCGGUGGUGCCUUCGUAUCGGCGAAACUGAUUUAUCCUGAAAGGAAAACAAGAGCAGAACUCAAUAUAGGAUUUUAACAACAUUCCACAACCGAUUAAAGUCUUAGUGUAUCAUAAAUCAAUUCCAGCUAUGGAAUUGAAGAAAUCAUUUUCUGAUACCGAGCGCUCAUUGAAGAGCUACGGCUCUGUAUCGGAAACGGAAUGGACAAAAGACAAAGGUCAGUCAGAUGUGUCCAUGGCGGAGAGCAUCAUGUCUCCAGACGAGAUUGAAGUGGAGAUGGCUCGCAUCCAGCGCCUCAGGGAGGUGCUGGUAAGGAGGGAGUCCGAACUGCGCUUUAUGGCGGAUGACAUCCAGCUCUGCAAAGACAUCAUGAGUCUGAAACAGGAGCUGAGGAAGGUGGUAACUGUACCAGAGAAAGAGAAGACCAAGAAACAGAGACAGUGGGAGGAGGAGUUGAUCCUGAAAAUCCAUAAACUGGUGCAGAAGAGGGAUUUCCUAGUGGACGAUGCAGAGGUGGAGAGAUUAAGGGAGCAGGAGGAGGACAAGGAGAUGGCUGAGUUCCUGAGACAGAAGCUGAUGCCUCUGGAGAAGCUGGCCAGAGAAGCUGCCCAAAAUCCCCAGAAGCCCAAGAGACAAGUCCCUGAUCCUCCGCCCAGCAAGCCGUCCGUCACCAAGUCCAUCACCAUCAUCAAGGACUGCUGCGGAGCCACCCAGUGUUGUAUCAUGUAACCGUGGUUACAGAGGAGUUGAGGACAGUACACCCUCCCAUUCACAGCACCACCCUAGUAACAACAACACAGUCACACUGUACAUCUGUCACCUGACCUGGUCUCUUGGUGUCAUAUCACCUAUCGUUACAUCAUUUCCUGUGAUCCAGAGAACCCUGGUGCAAAAUGGACGCCCAUAUAGAGGUGAUAGAUGGACAGGCCUGCCCACAUGUAAAUAAUGGAAUAACAGAAAUGUAAAUGAAAUAUGUGGCACUAUAUAAUGUUAAAAGGCAAUUGGAAAUUGAAUAUAUGGGACCUGUACAGUAUUGUAAGCAAUACACCAAUUUAUAUUGAUUUAGGGACUCAUUACAUCCCUCUUGAAACAUUCUUCAGAGAUCAAUAAUGACAUAUAUUCCUCAGAUUUAUAAGCACAACGUCUCAUACCCAACCACAAACGCAUCAUACCAAGGUUCUCUGUCCACCAGGAAAUGACAUCAUGACUUAAUUGUUAUUGACUUUGUCAUUUUGAAUAACGGGUAUUUACUGGAUGCUUCAAUUCCAACCCUUUAACGGAACAACUAGAACUCCUCUCAGACUUAGGACUGUAUGCUUACCAGGGUGGGGUCAAUUCCAUUUCAAUCCUUUAACGGAACAACUAGAACUCCUCUCAGACUUAGGACUGUAUGCUUACCAGGGUGGGGUCAAUUCCAUUUCAAUCCUUUAAUGGAACAACUAGAACUCCUCUCAGACUUAGGACUGUAUGCUUACCAGGGUGGGUUCAAUUCCAUUUCAAUCCAGUCAAUUACUUACCGAAUUACCAGAUUUUAAAAUGAAUUGAUCCAAUCCUGAUGCUUGCUCUGGAACUGUAGAUUAUGACACACUUCACUCACUGCAGUACAUUUUUUAUCCCUUUAUUGUAAAGGUAUACUUCCUAUAUAAACAGUAUUACUGAACACAGUUGCUAUGAUACCAUUUACAUUGGCAAGCUGCAACAAUCGCAUGAUUGAGUUAUUUUGUUUUUCUAUGAUGUAUAUUAACGUAUCAAUAACCAGCCAGUAUACACGCAUUUAUGUUGCUAAGACAAAGUCAGCCUUACAACUGGUCAUUCUUAUCUUCACCAAAACAUACUGGUAGUUAUUACCAUGGUAUCACUACAAUAUUAUUCAUGAUUACAAUGAAUAAGUAUAGCAAAGGAAAACAAUUAGCGCCAUACUACGAGUCUUGCAAUUUCUACGGCAAAACAAGAAGAGGUGAAUGCAAUUAUUUGUACAUGCCUUUGUUAAGAUUCUGGAAAAGAGAGUGUUUGUUGGAAUCUGUUUGUAGAAGAUUAGAGAGUCCUGUUCAACAAAGUGACCCUCUACUUCAGAAUAUUGUCCUCUACCUUUGGGUAGAUCUCAGAAGUAUUUUUCUUGACUCAUCCAGUCCUUCUCCUUGCUUCCAUCGGAGGUUUUGAGAAGCAAAGAAUUUAAGAAAACACUGACACUCAUCCCUGAACUUUGUUCUGUAGUAUAUUAGUGAUGCUUUAAUGUCCAAAUUGAACAAUAUGCAUAAAAUGAGAUGAAAUUACCUGUCCAUAUACAGUACCAGUCAAAAGUUUGGACACACCUACAUCUCACACCUUUUUUAAAACAAUUUUCUACAUUGUAGAAUAAUAGCGAAGACAUCAAACC